AUGCUCAUGAGUAACUUUUCUGCACGCACACGAGUGACCUCCGGAUACUUUCGCAUCUGUACACUGCCAUUUGACAACCGGUGGGUAUUUCUCCGCUUCUCUCCUUUUUCGUCCCCUUUCUCCUUUCCAGACGGCAGUAUCGACGCGGAAAGGAGUAACGUCACUGAUCUAGUGUCCACCAUCGAUCCGUCAGGCAAGCGCACGAUUUUUGUACUCACCAAAGUGGAUCUUGCCGAAGCAAACUUGUAUAAUCCCAAUCGAAUCAGGCAAAUACUAGAAGGACGGUUGUUUCCAAUGAAAGCACUUGGUUACUUUGCGGUUGUCACCGGAAAAGGUUCCAACGACGAGAGCAUCGAAAGUAUCAGGGAAUACGAGGAAGAGUUUUUCCGCAAAUCACGGCUGUUCCGCGAAGGCGCGCUACGAUUCUCGCAGAUGACCACGGCCAAUUUGAGCAAAGCGGUGUCUGAGCGAUUUUGGAAGAUGGUAAAGGACUCGGUGGAGCAGCAAGCCGAUACCUAUCGAGCUCUUCGUUUCAAUUUGGAGACUGAAUGGAAGAAUUCUUUUUCCCACUUGCGAGAGAUGGAUCGUGAGGAGUUGUUCGAGAAGGCACGCAACGAAAUUCUUGACGAUCUCAUCACUCUGAAUAGUAUCAAAGCUGCCACAUGGGAGAAAAAUUUACGUAGCCAGCUUUGGGACGACCUGCAGGCUUAUGUAUUCUCACAGAUUUUCGAACCAGCUCAACAGCUAGAUGACUUGGGUGCGUUUCAGACCAACGUCGAUAUUUGGCUACGCGAUUGGGUUGAAAAGGAUUUGCCCCGCAUGGCUGUACAAACUGGAUGGCAUACACUGUACAAAGAACUGGACGCGAAACUCCGUUCCGUCCAACAUGCACCUGGAUAUGAUACUAUGUUUGAUCAUCUGAAGGAGGUGGUUCACCAGGAGACGCGCACUAGACACCACUGGGAUCCAAAGGCCGAGAGCCGAUUGCGUGUGAUUCAGUCCAACGCGCUUGAUGACCGGACGGUGCAUGACAAAUCUCAGUGGACCGCUUCGGUAGAAUUCUUGGAACAAGCUUUGAACUCCCGCCUUAAAACCGUCAAUCAGUCAAUUGCAGAGCUGUGCGGCCCUAACCGUCUCCAGCGGUGGAUUCAUUGGCAAAUCCAAACCCCAGAACAGCGAGCUCGAAGCGAGGUCGCACACGAGAUCGAAAAUCUACUCGCUUCUUACACGAAACCAAGUCCACACAUCACGGCCGAUGAUCUGACCACCAUCCGACGCAACCUACAAACCCGGAAUGUGAGCGUCAGCGACUCCUUGAUCAGCGAGACCUGGAUCCCCUUGGUUCGCCGUGUCUACUUAGAACGAGCGUUGUUUACUUGCUACGAAUGCCGCAAAAGUUAUUACUACUAUCAGCAAGGCUUCCUUAGUUCGUCCACUCCAUUAGCGGAGUUGAAUUCCGAUCAAGCGACCAAAAUGGAUUCGAAGUUGCAGACUCAGCUGAACGGCGCAGGUCAGUCGAAUCGCACUCUGUCCGAGGAAUUCUCCGAUUGCCGCGAGGUGGUUCUAUUCUACCGGCUUAUGCGGAUGAUCGAGGCCACCAGUAAUGCUCUCCGGCAACAGAUCAUGAAUGAUGAAGCGCGACACCUGGAGCACUAUGUGAAACAAGUGCUCUCAGAACUGUCGAACGAUCCAGUCGCCCUUCGCAAGCUAAUCACCGGCAGGCGAGUGACGCUCGCUGAGGAACUGAAACGAGUACGUCAUUUGCAAGAGCGAUUGGAAGAAUUCAUUGCAGCCCUUAACAAAGGGGAAUGAACCAGUCCUGAAGCGGUUACUGCUCUCUCAAAUGUUCAUCUCCUGGUAAUUCCAUUUCCCUCGCAUCACUGAGCCAGUCGGAUUAUAGACUCAAUCCAGCCUCCAUCCUUGAUGCAGAUAGUGUCCACUCUAAGCCUUAUUAUUCUCCACCUCCCUAACCUCAGCUGUGAGACACGUGGUUCCCAUUGCACUUAGCUGCAAGCACAUCCGCAUCCCAUUUCAGAUGUUCAUACGAGCCGUAUUGACUUAUGUAUGCCAUGUUCGAAUCAUCUCUUGAGCUCUCAUGGUCUUUAGAACUUUGUAACAGGCUGACUAAUUUCCCAUGCUGGUUUCUUCCAGAAAUUGAACUUGUUUUGCGGUUUCUAUGUAACCAUAUGACAUUUUGCUCAACUAUGUGAGACAAAAUGAGCUAAUUCGAUUGUGAAUGUCAUUCACAUUUCUAGGACGUGUGUCCUAAUGUCAAUGCACAUCCACGUUUGUAAAUGGCGCCUUUAAAGAUACAUGUUUCUUAGUGACUUA
Messenger RNA from Dicrocoelium dendriticum, 2331 nucleotides. The record is from the annotation of a GenBank genome assembly. Lineage: Eukaryota; Metazoa; Platyhelminthes; Trematoda; Plagiorchiida; Dicrocoeliidae.